This is a messenger RNA of Coccomyxa subellipsoidea C-169, 1674 nucleotides long. Its product is annotated as T-complex protein 1 gamma subunit. The coding region runs from base 1 to 1674 and encodes 557 amino acids. The record is from RefSeq and is a predicted model, not a curated record. Gene Ontology annotation, cellular component: chaperonin-containing T-complex. Gene Ontology annotation, biological process: protein folding. Gene Ontology annotation, molecular function: ATP-dependent protein folding chaperone; ATP hydrolysis activity; ATP binding. Lineage: Eukaryota; Viridiplantae; Chlorophyta; Trebouxiophyceae; Coccomyxaceae. The transcript is spliced from 12 exons.
AUGCAAGUCCCAGUUGCUGCCGUUCUGAACGCAAAUACCAAGAGGGAUACAGGGAAGAAAGCACAACAUGGAAAUAUCGCUGCAGCAAAGGCCGUUGCUGAUAUUGUGCGUACCACGCUGGGUCCACGUGCUAUGCUAAAGAUGUUGCUGGACGCCAGUGGAGGGAUAAUCUUGACGAAUGACGGCAAUGCUAUUCUUAGGGAGAUUGAUGUCGCCCACCCUGCAGCAAAGUCCAUCAUUGAGCUGAGCAGGACACAGGACGAAGAAGUGGGGGAUGGCACAACAUCUGUGAUUAUCCUGGCUGGAGAGAUGCUGCAUGUAGCGGAGCCCUUUCUGGAGCGCAACCUGCACCCCACAGUCAUCAUCCGCGGCUACGUCAAGGCGCUGGAGGACGCCCUGUCAAUUGUGGAUGAGCUGGCGUUUCCCAUUGACACCAAUGACCGGGAGCAGAUGCUCAAGAUUAUUGCUUCAUGCAUAGGGACCAAAUUCACCUCACGCUUUGGUACUCUCAUGCCGGAGCUUGCGCUUGAUGCGGUGAGCACGGUGGCUGUGAACGAGCCGGGCAGCAAGCGGGAAAUCGACAUCAAGAAGUAUGCCAAGAUAGAGAAGCUGCCCGGCGGUUCCAUAGAGGACUGCCGCGUGCUCAGCGGCGUGAUGUUCCAGAAGGAUGUGGUGGCGCCCGGGCGCAUGCGCAGAAAGAUUCACAACCCGCGCGUGCUGCUGCUGGACUGCCCCCUCGAAUACAAGAAGGGUGAAAAUCAAACAAACGUGGAGCUCUCCAGGGAGGAGGACUGGGCCGCGCUGCUCAAGCUGGAGGAGGAGUACAUAGAGCGGCAAUGCCAGGAAAUUGUCAAGCACAAGCCAGACCUGGUGGUCACAGAGAAGGGUCUGAGCGAUCUGGCCAUGCACUUCCUCACCAAGGCGGGCAUUUCUGCCAUUCGUCGCCUGCGCAAAACCGACAACAACCGCAUCGCUCGCGCCACCGGCGCCACCAUCGUGCACAGAGUGGAGGAGAUUCGGGACACGGACAUCGGAACGCGGGCGGGCCUGUUUGAAGUGCUUAAGAUUGGGGACGAGUUCUACAGCUUCCUGGUGGACUGCAAGGACCCCAAGGCUUGCACAAUCCUGCUCAGGGGGGCCUCCAAGGACGUCCUCAACGAGGUGGAGCGCAACCUGCACGAUGCGAUGGGAGUGGCGCGCAACGUUCUGAUGGACCCGCGCCUGGUGCCGGGCGGGGGCGCUGUGGAGAUGGCCAUCUCUCGCGGCCUGGCCGACCGCGCCGCCUCCCUCCAAGGCGCCGAGCAGGGACCGUACAAGGCCGUGGGGGCAGCGCUGGAGGUCAUCCCACGCACGCUCGCCCAGAACUGCGGCGCCAAUGUGAUCCGCACGCUGACCAAGCUGCGCGCCAAGCAUGUUGAAAAGGCCAAUUCCACCUUUGGCAUCGAUGGCAACAAAGGCGUCAUUGUGGACAUGAAGGAGUUGGGAGUGUGGGAGCCAUUUGAGGUGAAGGUGCAGACCAUCAAGACGGCUGUGGAGAGUGCCACACUGCUGCUGCGCAUCGACGACAUCGUGAGCGGCAUGCAGAAGAAGAACAAGAUGGCCCCCGGACAGAGCCAGGCGCCCCAGGUCGAAGACCCUGACGCGGUUGACUCGGAGCAGAUGAUUCAAGAGUGA